Agrilus planipennis (emerald ash borer) is the source of this 675-nucleotide messenger RNA. It is a transcript of the gene mRpS23, whose product is annotated as probable 28S ribosomal protein S23, mitochondrial. NCBI's taxonomy places the organism in Eukaryota, Metazoa, Arthropoda, Insecta, Coleoptera, Buprestidae. Gene Ontology annotation, cellular component: ribosome; mitochondrion. Gene Ontology annotation, molecular function: structural constituent of ribosome. The record is from RefSeq and is a predicted model, not a curated record. The coding region runs from base 70 to 585 and encodes 171 amino acids. The transcript has 3 exons. Gene Ontology annotation, biological process: translation.
CCACUAUAUAUCUCUUAUCUAUGAUUAUAACCUAACUUUAAUUCUUCACUAUUUUAAAAAUAAGGAAAAAUGGCAAAUAGUCGUUUAGAAAAAAUUGGUAAUAUUUACACUAGAGCAAAAGGUUUGAUACAGUCCGGUGCAUUGCAAUGGGAAGAUCGCCCCCUGUGGUAUGAUUUAUUUGAAAGAUUUCCUCCAAAAGAAGAUCCAAGAUUCGAUAGACCUGCUCCACAAAUAACCCUAAAACAAAUAUUUUACGAAGAAGAUAAUAUUAGGUCUAUAUUUCAUAAAAGAAACAAGCAAAUUGGUAUUACCAAUAUGUUUAAUAGCUCCUCACAAACGGUGACUCAAAGAUUUAUACAAUGUUUUCAAAAAUUACAAAAAGAAUAUGAAACUUCGGUACCUGUUGAAAAAGUUUAUGAGGAAGCAGUUGAAAUGUUACAAAAAGAGCGACAGAAGAAGUCGCAAUUGUCGGAAGAAGAAGGGGAAGCUAUCAGUCUAACAAAAUCCUUCAAGGAUGCUCAAGAACAAAGAAAUAGUCAAGAACCAAUGUUAAAUAUUAAAGUAAAUGAAUUGUUUAAGGAAUAACUCUGAAGUUAUUUUGUAUUUGUCAUUAGUUUGUGUUUAAGUAAUAAACUAGUACUAGCUAUUCAAAACAAUAUAAAAAUCAUUUUUUAA